Messenger RNA from Pteronotus mesoamericanus, 7651 nucleotides. RefSeq names its product ankyrin repeat and sterile alpha motif domain containing 1A (gene ANKS1A). The transcript is spliced from 24 exons. Lineage: Eukaryota; Metazoa; Chordata; Mammalia; Chiroptera; Mormoopidae. Gene Ontology annotation, molecular function: ephrin receptor binding. Gene Ontology annotation, biological process: ephrin receptor signaling pathway. Bases 66 to 3533 code for a protein of 1155 amino acids. Gene Ontology annotation, cellular component: cytosol. The record is from RefSeq and is a predicted model, not a curated record.
UUUGGGAGCCGAAGCAGGCAUUGCUGCGGCCCGGGAAGGGGGUCCGAAGGGCUGUAGCCCUGGGGAUGGGGAAGGAGCAGGAGCUGCUGGAGGCGGCCCGCACUGGGCACCUCCCGGCCGUGGAGAAGCUGCUGUCCGGGAAGCGGCUUUCCUCCGGCUUCGGGGGCGGCGGCAGCGGCGGCUCCGGAGGCGGCGGCAGCGGCAGCGGAGGCUCUUCGAGCCAUCCCCUCUCCAGUCUGCUCAGCAUCUGGAGAGGGCCAAAUGUGAACUGCGUUGACAGCACUGGGUACACCCCUCUGCACCAUGCUGCUCUGAAUGGCCAUAAGGAUGUGGUCGAGGUUCUUCUGAGGAAUGAUGCGCUGACCAACGUGGCUGAUUCUAAAGGCUGUUACCCUCUGCACUUGGCAGCCUGGAAAGGAGAUGCCCAGAUAGUGCGGCUGCUUAUCCACCAAGGGCCCUCACACACCAGAGUCAAUGAACAGAAUGCUCUUGAGAUCAAAGAACUCAAAAAGUACGGCCCCUUUGACCCUUAUAUCAAUGCCAAGAACAACGACAACGAGACGGCCCUGCAUUGUGCAGCACAGUAUGGCCACACGGAGGUGGUGAAAGUCCUCUUAGAGGAGCUAACAGAUCCCACGAUGCGCAACAACAAAUUUGAGACACCUCUGGACCUGGCCGCACUCUACGGGAGAUUGGAGGUGGUGAAGAUGCUCCUCAACGCGCACCCCAACCUCUUGAGCUGCAACACUAAGAAGCACACCCCUCUGCACCUGGCAGCCAGGAAUGGCCACAGAGCCGUGGUUCAAGUGCUCCUGGAGGCUGGCAUGGACAGCAACUACCAGACGGAGAAGGGCAGUGCUUUGCAUGAGGCUGCUUUGUUUGGCAAGACCGAUGUGGUGCAAAUCCUGCUGGCUGCAGGAAUUGAUGUCAACAUAAAAGACAACCGUGGACUGACUGCCCUAGACACUGUCCGGGAACUGCCCUCUCAGAAGAGCCAGCAGAUAGCAGCACUUAUCGAAGAUCACAUGACUGGGAAAAGAAGUGCAAAAGAGGGAGAUAAAACUCCCACACCCCAGCCACCUGUCAUCUGCAAUGCAGACUCCAUAUCCCAGAAGUCUCAGGGUGACGUGGAGAAAGCGGUGACUGAAUUGAUCGUCGAUUUUGACACAAACACUGAAGAGGAGGGCCCCUAUGAGGCGCUGUACAAUGCCGCCUCCUGCCAGUCCUUGGACAGCAUGGCCAGCGGGCGAUCCUCAGACCGGGACUCCGUCAGCAGGGAGGCCGAGGCCACAGUGGUGAAAGCUGCUGGAGUGAGGCCUAGGGAGCGUCCACCGCCUCCAGCAAAACCCCCACCGGAUGAUGAAGAGGAAGACCACAUAGAUAAAAAGCAUUUUCCACUGACAGCUUCUGAGGCCUUGGCCAUGAGAGCCCAGAUUCAGGGGAGUGCAGCCAGAGAAGAGGAUGAGCAUCCUUAUGAGCUGUUGCUAACAGCAGAAACAAAGAAACUGGCAGCAGUGGAUGGAAAACCAAAAGACCACAGGCAGAGCAACAACAGCCGGAGCCAGGACUCUGCAGAGGGACAGGACGGGCAGGUCCCAGAGCAGUUCUCAGGUCUCCUCCACGGCUCCUCCCCGGUGUGUGAGGUGGGGCAGGACCCUUUCCAGCUGCUCCCUGCCACUGGCCAGAGCCAUCCAGAAGGGUCCCCCGCGCAGGGCACCUGCCGCGAGACCAGCAUGCAGCUGGAGGAGCCGGGUGUGCACGCUCCUGGAGGCUCCCCGCCCAGUGUCCGGGACCAGAGUAAGAGAGUGGGCUACCCAGCAGGCCUGCCCACCACCAACAGCCAAUCGCACCCCGAAACUUUGACUCACACAGCAUCUCCACACCCUGGCGGUGCCGAGGAAGGAGACCGGAGUGGGGCCAGAAGCCGAGUCCCUCCCACCAGCAAACCCAAAGCUGAACUCAAACUCAGCCGCAGCUUGUCCAAGUCUGACUCUGAUCUCCUGACCUGCUCACCCACGGAGGACACUGCGAUGGGAAGCCGGAGCGAGUCCUUGUCCAACUGCAGCAUCGGGAAGAAGAGGCUGGAGAAGUCGCCCUCUUUCGCCUCAGAGUGGGAUGAGAUUGAGAAAAUCAUGAGCUCUAUUGGAGAAGGGAUUGACUUUUCUCAGGAACAGCAGAAGAUCUCAGGUUCGCGGACGCUGGAACAGAGCGUCGGGGAGUGGCUGGAGGCGGUGGGGCUGCAGCAAUAUGAGAGCAAGUUGCUUCUGAAUGGCUUUGACGAUGUCCGCUUCCUGGGGUCUAAUGUGAUGGAGGAGCAGGACCUGCGGGAGAUUGGCAUCAAUGACCCGCAGCACCGCCGGAAGCUGCUCCAGGCCGCACGGUCUCUGCCCAAGGUGAAGGCCCUGGGCUACGACGGGAAUAGCCCCCCAACAGUGCCGUCCUGGCUGGACUCCCUGGGGCUGCAGGACUACGUCCAUUCCUUCCUGUCCAGCGGCUACAGCUCCAUUGACACUGUGAAGAACCUCUGGGAGCUGGAGCUCGUCAACGUCCUAAAGGUUCACCCACUUGGCCAUCGCAAGCGCAUCAUCGCCUCCCUUGCAGAAAGGCCCUACGAGGAGCCACCCCAGAAGCCCCCAAGGUUUUCCCAGCUUAGAUGCCAAGACUUGCUCUCCCAGACAUCGUCCCCCCUGAGCCAGAAUGACUCGUGCACUGCACGGUCUGCAGACCUGCUGCUGCCUCCUGGGGACACAGGCCGAAGGCGGCAUGACAGUCUUCCUGACCCUGCGGCACCCUCUCGAGCAGAGCGCUUCCGAAUCCAGGAGGAGCACCGCGAAGCCAGGCUGACCCUUCGGCCCCCCAGCCUUGCUGCCCCCUAUGCCCCUGUGCAGAGUUGGCAACAUCGGCCAGAAAAACUCAUCUUUGAAUCCUGCGGUUAUGAAGCCAAUUAUCUGGGCUCCAUGUUGAUCAAAGAUCUUCGAGGGACAGAAUCCACACAAGACGCCUGUGCCAAGAUGCGGAAAUCCACGGAGCACAUGAAGAAGAUCCCUACCAUCGUCCUGUCCAUCACGUACAGAGGUGUCAAGUUCAUUGAUGCCUCCAACAAGAACAUCAUUGCUGAGCAUGAGAUCCGGAACAUUUCCUGUGCGGCCCAGGACCCGGAGGACCUCUGCACUUUCGCCUACAUCACCAAGGACCUGCAGACCAGCCACCACUAUUGCCAUGUUUUCAGCACCGUGGAUGUGAACCUGACCUACGAGAUCAUCCUGACACUGGGGCAGGCGUUCGAGGUGGCCUACCAGCUGGCUCUGCAGGCCCAGAGGUCGAGACCGCUGGGGGCCUCUGCAGCUGAGAUGAUUGAGACGAAAUCUUCCAAACCGGUGCCUAAGCCUCGUGUCGGCAUGAGGAAGUCAGCACUGGAGCCGCCUGACGUGGACCCAGAUGCCCAGUCCCAUGCCAGUGUCUCCUGGGUGGUGGACCCCAAACCAGACUCUAAGCGGAGCCUCAGCACCAAGUAUGAGACCACUAUCUUCUAACCACCCGCUCCCUGUCUCCACUAGUCUCACUGUGCCUUGCCACCCGAUCUUUCUGCUCUUCUCAACUCUCCUUCCAGCUGCUGACACCAGGCCCCGCUCCGGGACCUGCUCUGCUCCUGGGCAGCAGCUGCAGACACUGCACACUCACAGCUUGUACCUACCACCGGACACUGUGAAUCCCCCUGGGCAAGGACAGCUUGGGGGGUGAGUUGCCUUUGAGGUGGGCACCAAGAGGGCUGCGGGGCCCGCAGCGCCCCCGAAGCCUCAGCGGGCAGGCACUGUGAAUCCUGAGGGUGGGACGGUCUUCGAGCAGAGCCCAAGCAGCCCAGUGACAGCUCGCUGUGAUCGGGCUGGGCCCCAGCUCUCCUCUGCUGUCAUCCGUGCUGCGCCUCAGCUGGUGCCGCUGCUAACAGCUCUCUCUUUGCACCUUUCUUGACACAACCAACCACUGUGACCACCUGGUGCCAGAAUUCCCUUGCACUCUUCUCACAGUUUGCCUGCAGCCUUGUGUCUCUCUCUCUCCCACGUGCGAGGUGCUGGCCUCCCCACUGUGAGACCAAGCUCAGCGAUGUAGCUGGACCAGGGUCAGGCUGCUUUCUCUGAGGACCACGGUCCAUGCCAGGCCCUGGGGCGCAUGCUCGACUCCAGAGCAUGGGGCACUGAGCGUCUGAACACCGCAGGCUGGCUUCUCUCAGCAGGUCUCUCGGUCCUGAUGGGUUUUCCACUUCGAGGAAGGGAACGGCAUAUGGGGUUGGCCCCUCGCGUCUUCGCCAGUGGGUCACAGGCUGGCUCUGGAGUCCCGCUCACAGAGGAGGAAGGCCUUCCUGUGUCGCCCCACAGGAGGGAGGCCUGUGCCCCGCACACACAGUGCACCAUCUGCCCUCCCACAGCGGAGCCCCUCAAGGGCCAGGACCUGGACUGAGCAACUGCCAUUGUCCUCCAGGGGCUUCCUGACACAUCCAACACGUGUCCACAGUAUGGGGAUCAAAGAUAGUCGGCUGUCACCCAGUCCCUUCCCCGCAUGCGGGCUGUGCAGUCUGUCACCACGGACUGGGCCACCAGCUGCAAUCGCGGGGGCCAGGCUCUGGAGAAGCCGUACGUUGUGCCGGGCAGGCCAGUCAGCUUAGGUGGCAAGAGGCAGGGGGAAGAGGUUCCAACAGGGAGCAGUGCAGACACAGCGCAGCCCAGUAGAAAAGCCAGCACGUCGCAGCAGCUAUGUUAGAAUCGAAACCCAAGCUGGUAAACCAGGGUGGUCCUCCUGCCCGCCUGCCUGCCUGUCCUGUGCCUUCCCAGGCAGAUGCACUGAGCCAGAGGUGACCGGGGACAGUGGGCCAUGGGCGCCCAGGGGAGGCUGUGAGGGACCUCCUGUUCCGCUUCUUGUUCCCUUUCCGCUUCCUGUUCCCUUUCCGUGUUCUCCACCUGUGCCUGCCCCUUGGUUAAUCCUUUCCUCCCCCCAUUGUUUGCUUCUGCCAAGCUGAGCCACUGAGGAACCGUCUGCUGCGGAAACACAGGUGCAGGGAGCACAGGCUUCCGCCGCCGCCACCUCCACCGUCUCGCCUGCAGCUUUGAAGACCCAGGCCCGCCUCUGCCUCGGGGACUCCUCUCAGCUGCCUGGCCUGGGCCUGCCCCUCAGGGUUCUGCAGAGUGAGCCCUGCCCUGGCUGCGGAGCACUGCGGGCGUCUAGCCGAGGAGACUGGAACUCCAGAGGGUCAAGAAGUGACUUGUCCAAAACACAUUUUUUAAUAGAAAAAAAUUUUUUUGAUAAAAUGAACUUUUAACACUUGGCCCUGGCCUCUAGGUUAAACUGCCAACCUUUUGGUAGUGGCCAUAGGAUCAGAGGACAGGGAAACCGAGAUCAGUCAAGGCCAGUCUGUCUAGCUUCUGUCCUCAGGAUGGGGUUUUGGCAAGCUCCGGGAGGUCUGACGAGAAGGCAGCGGCCUGUGGGUAGUGGGAAGGGCUGGGCACAAGGGACAGAAUUGACUACGUGUUUUUAGAGUUUGCUUUUCAAACCCAUCCAAGUUAGAUACUGUUCCCUAUGAACUGCACGCUUCUUGUCCCCAUCUAGACCUGGACACAACCUUAGGGCCCCUGGCAAAAGCAAAGGCUCCCGGUCUGAGUUGGGUUCCAGAAGCGAAGGUCCAGGGGUCAAACGGAGAUGAGUGAGCAGUUCUGGUGCCAUGGAGUCCGAGCCGGCACCUGGAGCGCUGGGCCCUCCGCGGUCUCCCACCUGCCGCUGGUCAGAGCACUGCCCUGGGCGCCCUGGCCCGCCUGGCCCACCGGCUUCCUGGUGACUUCAGACUGGCUGGGUUGAGUGAGAAAGGAGGAAAAGCAGCUUCGUUUCGGGCAUUAAUGAGUAGGUGAGCUAAGACGGCUACCUGCCAGUUUGUGAUUUGUGUCAUCAGGUCUCUGUGAUUAGGACUGUCUGAAUUACUGGUUUGACCAUUGUAUUUUCAGCUGCUGGCUCAUCUCUGGCUCCAAGUGUAGAAACGGCAAAGGUGACAGUUUGAUUCUCCCAUGUGGCCUUCAGGGCAGGCUGGCGUCUUCUGGGUGCCCCGCUGUCCCUUCAGCCCUCCUGGGGCUUGCUUUGCUUUUUACUGCGGUUGUGUUCCUUCACCCGGGGUGUAGCAAAACGAGGGGCUGGUUCCUGUAAGACCAAGAGGCAGCGUCAGGGCAGCUGAUUGUCCAGGAUCUUCCAGAGCAGGGCACAGACCUCACGCUUCAUGGGCAAAGCUCAGUCGGGUCCUGGCAUCGGAAGUCCAGGCUUCGGCAGCCCGCCUCUUUCCCAGGGAAGGUCAGAGUGGAAAUUCACGGCUGGUGUGCGUGCGCAUGGAGGGCUCUGGGGGCACACUCACAACCCCUGCGGCUGAACAGAAACUGGAAGCAGGGCUGUGUCUUCCUGCCGACUUGAGCUGGGCCCUGGCAGUCACGUCCCCUCUGGAGCAGAGGCAGACAGUCCUCUACUUUUUGGUACUAAACGGGAACCUCGCCACCUGGAAGCUUGACUUGACUUCAUGCUUCUUCCAGGGUCUGCGAGGGUCCCCAUCAGCUCGCUUUGGGCAGAGUCCAGCCCCUGCUUUCUUCAGGAGGUGACAAGGACCGGAGAUGGGUGGUAGACGGUGCCACUGCAGGUCCGAGGAGGGCCAGCCCUUCCCAGGACGCCUCUCAGUGUAGGUGGUAGGUCCAAAAAGGAAACUGUGUAGACACUACAAUGAGCUCUCUAGCCUUUUAUUUUUAAGCCGUGUGUAGGUGUUCCUUCCCCUUGAAGCUGCUAUAUCUUCUUUAUUUAUUCAGGGUAUUUUCAUGUUGGAGAGCCUUGGCUAAUCUGCUUUGGCUCUGGAUUUUUUGAGAUUGGUUUACUUCUGAAUAUUCAAGAAAGGAAAGGACUGGUUCUUUUUUUUCUUUUUUACUUUUCUUUGGGGUAGGUACUCUUCCCUUCCCUAGAAAGAAAUAUCAUGAUUUAAGGACAGGCUUCAAGUGGAAAAGCCCAUUUCUGCACGUUUCUGCGUUUCUGAACUGUGGGAGCCUGUUUGGCUGGGACUGUGGGCUUAGUCCCCGUUACCAGCCGUGGGCUCUCCAAUUGCCUCUUCUCUGCUUGCCAGCCACUCUGAGCAGGACUUCCCUCCUGGCGGGUUCUGCAUUGGCCGCGCUCCGCACCCCUCUCCGGCUUCUAGCGUCAGGCUGUAGGGCGAGCUGCUUGAGAAGCCUCAGGCUGAGCAGGCAGCUGAUGGUCGUGGUCGCCUAGACGUUAGAAAGCCAGUCUGACCUCGGUCUGUCCUUGAGAUGCCCUGGCCUGCAGAAUGACUGUCACAAAAGUAUUGUUGCUAAUGGUGUGGCAAUGGGACUGAACUGUAAUAAAAAUGUUAUUUAAUCUUUGUCUCUGUAUUUUGAUACUUGAAUGACUUCCCCUUUUAUUUUACUGUACAUAUAAUUGUUAAUCUGUCCAACUUUGUCCGAAUUACAAACAUCUUGUGGUACCAAACAUAACCACUCUGUGCGAAAACAUAGACUGACCUCACUACAUGAGAGUGUAAAUAUUCUUGGGCUUCCAGCUUUGGUUUUGUUAUUUUCAUAACUGUACAAGUUAGAACAGAUUGAAUUAAUAAAUGAGAAGCGACACA